UUGCCCUUUACACAACACACAGAACACAAGAGACGUGAACCAAGACGCUUUUUUUUUUUUCUUUUUUCCAUUUUCAAUUUCCUCAAAUUAUUUUUUUCUUCAUUCCUUCUUCGUUAUCCAAUUCCUCUAAUUCCGAAAUCAAUCUCUCUCUUUCUCUCUCUAACCUUUUCUUUUCUCUCUCUUCUCUGAUCGGUUCUUCGGCGAUUGUUCGGCAGUUUCUGUUUCCUCUUCAGCCUAAAAGGACAAAAACCCUUUUUCAGUAUUAUUCAUUUCUUAUCAUCGUACAUAAUCCAAUAACAUGUAUAUGUGUAUAUUUUAGGGGGAAAAUCAUUUUAGACCAAAAAAGUUAUUUUUUUCAUCGAUUUUUUUGGUAAUUGUUUUUUAAAUUUCAAUUAUAUUGUUCAUUUGUGAUUAGUAGCAAAAUCGUUGUGAAUAUUGGAGUAAUUUAAUUUGAUUGUAGCUUGAAGGAAAAGGCCGAAUCAUUGUUUUUCCUUUUCCCACCGGUUCCUUCCUUGUCUUCUGUUGUUUUUUUUAUUUGUUUUUCGUGUGUUGAUACGGAAACCAGAAAAAGACAAAAGAGGAAAAUUUUGGAGGAUUGAAAUCGUGUUUUGAUUUGGGUUUGUUGUGAAUUUGGUGGGUUCAAUUGAAAAUUUGGAAGCUUUUAGAAAAAUUGGAGAUGGAGGCACUUGUGUGAAUUUUCUUUUCCCCUUUUUUUGUGCUGUCCAUGGUGGAAGAGGGUGAAGAUGUGUUGAUGGAUUAAAGGGGAGGGUGCACACUUUGGGAGGGUUGUGAAUGUUUGAAGGUGAAUUUGAAGAAUCUGUGAUUGUUGUGUUUUUGGUGAGUGGCUAUAUUUCUCUCUCUGGUUAUGGGGAUGAGGAGUGAUUCACAGAAACAACAAGUUCUUCAUCAGGGUGUUGGUGGUGGUGGUGGUGCUGCUGUUGGUAGAACCAAUGGCUUUAUUCCCAGCUCCUUUCGUGCUAUCUCUAGCUACCUAAGGAUUGUUUCCUCUGGAGCUUCAACUGUCGCCCGCUCGGCUGCAUCGGUUGCUUCAUCAAUUGUUGAUAGGGAUGAUGAUGCUGACCAUGAUCAGGUAAUCUGGGCGGGAUUUGACAAGUUGGAGAGCAAGGGUGGAAUCUUGCAGCAGGUACUUCUUCUAGGCUAUCGUUCUGGCUUCCAGGUUUGGCAUGUUGAUGAAUCAAACAAUGUACGUGACGUGGUUUCCAGACAUGAUGGUCCUGUUUCUUUUAUGCAAAUGGUUCCAAAUCCAAUUGCAUCAAAGAGAUCAGAAGACAAGUUUGCAAAUAGCCGCCCACUGCUGGUAGUUUGUACCGAUGGAUUCUUUGCCAGUGGUACCAAUGUUCAGGAUGGGUCAAAUGCCCCUUACAAUGGGGGCACUUCGAACUCACAUGACCAAAUGAAUGGCAACUAUCUGCCAACCACUGUUCAGUUUUAUUCUAUGAAAUCCCAUGCUUAUGUCCAUGUACUGAAAUUUAGAUCAGUUGUCUAUUCGGUGAGGUGCAGUUCUCGAGUAAUUGCUGUAGCUCAAUCCACUCAGAUACACUGUUUUGAUGCUACAUCUUUAGAAAGGGAAUAUACGUUACUUACCAAUCCUAUAGUCAUGAGCUGUCCCGGUUCUGGUAGCAUAGGCUACGGACCACUUGCAGUGGGUCCAAGAUGGCUAGCAUAUAGUGGAAGCCCGGUUGUAGUCUCUGCCUCUGGGCAUGUCAGCCCACAACAGCUGACACAUUCUUCAAGCCUUCCUGGUUAUUCUUCAAACGGGAGCUUAAUUGCGCACUAUGCCAGAGAGUCCAGCAAGCAGCUUGCUUCAGGAAUUGUGACCCUUGGAGAUAUUGGGUACAAGAAACUUUCCAGAUACUACUCUGAUAACAAUGGUUCAUUACAAUCUGUAAAUUCUGGCCCAAAGGGCAAUGGAAUCAUUAAUGGCCAUUCAACAGAUGCCGAUAACAUUGGAAUGGUCAUUGUUAGAGAUAUUGUUACAAAAAACGUCAUCACCCAAUUCCGGGCCCACAAGAGUCCCAUUUCUGCUCUAUGUUUUGAUCCUAGUGGCACCAUAUUAGUGACUGCUUCAGUCCAGGGGCAUAAUAUCAAUGUUUUUAAGAUAGUUCCCAGACAUGAAAAUUCAUCAGUAUCUGACGCUGGUCUUUCCUAUGUUCAUCUAUACAGGCUACAACGUGGCUUCACAAAUGCGGUUAUACAAGACAUCAGUUUUAGCAAUGAUAGCAAGUGGAUUAUGAUUAGUUCCUCAAGGGGCACUAGCCAUCUAUUUGCCAUAAAUCCUCAAGGAGGAUAUGUAGAUAUUCAAUCUUAUGAUGAUAAUCCUAUGCCAAAAAAUAAUGGAAUGGGAGUUAUGACUAAUCAAGCAAUGCGCAGGUCGCAUAGUUCAGUAGUGCCUCAGCAGCAGAGCCUUAUCGCCUCUGGGCCUCCAAUCACACUUUCUGUAGUAAGCAGAAUUAGGAAUGGAGCUAAUGGCUGGAGAGGAGCGGUAAGUGGUGCUGCCGCAGCUGCAGCUGGGAGGAAGAGUUUGCUCUCUGGUGCUAUUGCUUCAUCUUUCCGUAAUGCCUUAUAUGUUGACGGGAACCAUUCCAAGGCAAAGAAUCAUCUUUUGGUCUUUUCACCUACUGGGUCCAUGAUACAAUAUGCUUUGCGGACAAUAAAUGGUCAAGAUUCGACCAUUGUUUCGGGAAUAACCCCGGCUUAUGAAUCCAUUCCGCAAACUGAGGCAAGAUUAGUAGUGGAAGCUAUCCACAAGUGGAAUAUAUGUCAGAGACAUAGUCGGAGAGAAGAUAAUGUUGACAUAUAUGGCGAGAGUGGAAUUUCUGAUAGCAACAAAAUAUAUCCUGAGGAAGUGAAGGCGGACAACCUCGUCAGCCCUAAAGUCAAGAAUGGGGUCAAGAAAAUGAAUCUCUCUCUUGAGGAACAGCAUCAUUUGUAUAUUUCAGAAGCUGAAUUGCAAAUGCAUCCUGCUCAGAGACCAUUGUGGGCAAACCCAGAGAUAUAUUUUCAUUCAAUAUCAAAAGAAUCUGCCAUAAUGAAUGAAGCAGCAUCUUCAGGAGGCGAAUUUGAGAUCGAAAAGCUUCCAAGUCGCAUGAUUGAAUCUAGGUCGAAAGACUUGAUUCCAAUUUUUGACUAUAUACAGACCCCGAGAGUGCAACAAACAAGGACUACUGCUACAGAUAACAAGACUAAUGAACAACUGUCACGUCAAACUUCAUCACUGUCUAAUAAUGGCAGGAUUUCACCCGGUGCUGUUUUGGGAUCUCCUGAAUAUGUUACCGAUUCUGUUGGCGAUGUUGCUGAAUUUAAAAGCGAGUCUGAAGGAACCGAGUGGGAUGCUCAUUUUGCGCUGCCUGAAAUGGGGGGCUUUGUAAAUAGCAAUGACACUGUCAAACCAAAUACUCAGCAUGAGAUUGUAAAUAAUAUAAAGGAGCAUCUAAACAUGGAGGCCCAGCUCAUGUAUGUAAAUAGUAACACAAGGCCUCUGAAUGAAGAAUCAUUUUAAAGGAAGACAGAGAUGAAUUUGAUUCAAGGCUUGAAAAUAUUCUUUGAUUUGGCACUGGAGGCUUAAUUAACAAUGUUGAUAUAUAAUAUGCUUGAAGAGGUAGAGAAGUUUGAGGAGUAGGGGAUUGACUGGGAUGCAAAAAUUGUGGAUACUAUGUUGUUGCCUUUUCCUUUUCCUUUUCCUUUUUCUCUUCACAUUGUAAAUAACAGACAGAUGUAUAUCAAUAAUUAGUUGUAAUGUGUAAAUAAUAGAAUCACCUUGUAACUUGCCUUUCUAUUUUCAUUCUUCUAUUCAAGUUACAUUGGUUUCCCCUAUCACUACACUGUGGCUUUCAAUUGUAAUUCUUAAGCAACAUAUAAAGUUGUAUAUUAAUAAUAAUAGAGAUAACUUAUAUGCUAA
Molecule: messenger RNA, 3919 nt
Organism: Arachis stenosperma
Lineage: Eukaryota; Viridiplantae; Streptophyta; Magnoliopsida; Fabales; Fabaceae
Product: autophagy-related protein 18f
Exons: 8
Coding region: 866-3520 (884 amino acids)
Biological process (GO): response to starvation; autophagy
Cellular component (GO): cytoplasm
Molecular function (GO): protein binding
Source: RefSeq, a predicted model, not a curated record